Molecule: messenger RNA, 1156 nt
Organism: Zerene cesonia (dogface butterfly)
Lineage: Eukaryota; Metazoa; Arthropoda; Insecta; Lepidoptera; Pieridae
Product: sodium/potassium-transporting ATPase subunit beta-2-like
Exons: 6
Coding region: 86-1066 (326 amino acids)
Biological process (GO): intracellular potassium ion homeostasis; potassium ion import across plasma membrane; sodium ion export across plasma membrane
Cellular component (GO): sodium:potassium-exchanging ATPase complex
Molecular function (GO): ATPase activator activity
Source: RefSeq, a predicted model, not a curated record
GGUGUACGAACGCGCGGGCGCAUUUGCCGUGUGCACUGUGGACAGCGGCUGUCUCGCAGAUCCUACGUAACAACAGACGUCCAAAAUGACCGUCAAGAAGCGACCUUCGGACCUGACCAGCCUGGAGCGGUUCAACCUGUACUACAGGGAGAAGGAGCCGCCGCUCACCAAGAGUCAGCAGAUGAAGCGGUUCAUAUGGAAUCCGAAGACGAGACAGUUCUGCGGCCGCACGGGUGCUAGCUGGUCCAAAAUCGCUUUAUUCUACUUCAUCUUCUACGCGGCUCUCGCUCUCCUGGUCGUCAUAUGCAUGUGGACUUUCCUCCAAAUGCUGGACGCUCGUCAGCCCCGCUGGCAGCUGGAGAGCUCGAUCAUUGGCACCAACCCUGGCCUUGGGUUCCGCCCCACACCGCCAGAGGUCGCUAGCAGCGUCAUCUGGUACAGGGGCAAUGACCCAGGCAGCUACCAGUUGUGGGUUAACGAAUUGUCGACGUUUUUAAAAGCCUACAAGCGCGAUGGCAAGAAAACGAGUGCUGGCCAGAAUAUCCACAACUGCGAUUUCAAACUACCCCCACCCGCCGGAAAAGUGUGCGACGUCGACAUCAGCGCUUGGGGCCCCUGCGUGGAAGACAAUAACUUUGCGUACCACAAAUCUACGCCUUGCAUAUUCCUGAAAUUGAACAAAAUAUAUGGAUGGAAACCAGCCUUCUAUAACAGCGCGGACACCCUGCCCGAAGCAAUGCCUACGGACUUGAAGGACCAUAUUCGGAAUAUGACAGCAUACGAUAAGAAUUAUCUCAACAUGGUAUGGGUGUCGUGCCAGGGUGAGAACCCGGCUGACCGAGAGAACAUCGGCCCCAUACAGUACUUGCCGUACAGAGGAUUCCCGGGAUACUACUUUCCGUACACAAAUCAGGAGGGCUACCUGAGUCCGCUGGUGGCUGUGCAUUUACAGAGGCCGAGGACUGGUAUGUUGAUCAACAUAGAAUGCAGAGCGUGGGCGCACAAUAUAAAAUAUGACAGACUUGAAGGCAUGGGCUCCGUACACAUUGAAAUUAUGGUCGAAUAGACCCUAUACCGUGGGUAUCACGAACCAAAGAGUAGUGUAGGGUUAAUGUGAAAGUAUUUAUAGCGUAAAUGGAAUAAACUAUUGAAUGAU